AUGGGGAGCCCGGGCGCCGAGAGCCGCUUCCGGGCGAGUCGACUGCAGGCUCCGCCCAUCGCGCCGGGGGAGGCAAGCUCGGACCGGCCCACGGAGCUGCUGCCGCCCUUCGCGCCCUCCUUGCCGACAUCAUGCUCCAGUUCCUGGCCAGAAGAGGGUAUCCUUGAUGUAAAUUGCCCAACUAAGACAUGGCUGCUCCUCGACGCCUGGAAGUUUCUCCAGUGUCCUAACAAGCUUGGAUUUACUCUUGGCAACGUGGUUGGAAUGUAUCUGGCUCAGAACUAUGACAUACCAAACCUGGCUAAAAAACUUGAAGAAAUUAAAAAGGACGUGGAUGCCAAGAAGAAGCCCCCUAGUUCAUGAGGCUGACUCCAGCACUGCCUUCUGGAGAGACUGGUUCCACUGUUCUCGAGGGCCUCCUUUACCGUCCAAACCAAAAGCUUCUGUUUUAAUCUACUGUCUCAGCAGUUUUCUUCUUUGCUAGAUCCAGCAUUGCCAUAGAGCACAAGUGGAGCUACAAAUUAAGAAUGACCCUAAUUUUUCCAACAUCCUCACUCCUUUCCUUCAUCCUUCAAGCCACUUGGGAGGUCCUAAAACUGGAAUUAUGGUGCUAGAUUAGUAAACAUGACCUUUAAUUGGUAGUCUCUCCCUUAUUCUUUGGGAUUUCUGCUACCUGUUUUCAAAAGAAAAAUUGAUGAGUUUUAUAUAGCUGAUGGGAUAUAAAUAAUGCUGAUUUCACAGUUUAGCAAUUACAAUGGGUGUUUAAACAUGUGGUACUAAAUUAUGUUGUUUCAAAGUAGUAAUUAAAAUCUAGAAGUCAACUUCUGGUGAAUUACCCAUUAAUUUUAUAUUAUCAGGAAGCUCCAUAGUUGCUAAUUUAAUCAGUAAAUCAAUUUGCUAUUCAUUAACCAAAAAACUGUUCUGAGAACCCUGUCACGAACUGGGGAAUUGAAAAAUAUUUAAAAUAAUGGCCUUUGUCCUCAGUAGAGUUCAUAGUCUAGUAUGAAUGUUUUCUCUUAAUGAUGUAUUGGAUCUGGCUCUUUUCCUUCAUAAAAAUCAUACUUAUUUGAAGGGGUUACAAGCGCUUUUGACAUUACAUGGUGGAUAGAUGAGAAAUUGUCUAUCAAGGAAAUUUUAUGCCUUUUUACAUCUAAAAAUGUAUUUACAUUAUAACUUUAUAGUGAUUCUCAUAAGAAGACUUUGUGUUACUUUUCUCUGCAAUUAGAAAUUACUCUUGUAAUUUGUCAAAUGUAUAAUCAGUCCAUAUUUUUUUUAAUUAAAAAAAAUUUAAAUAUGUAACUUUCCCCCUAGGUCAGUAAAAAAGUUAUUUGGAAUAAAGGGCCUGCCCCACCCCUGUCCUCCAGCUCCUAGUUUCUCUUCCUGGAGUCAGGAACUGUCACCAGUGUCCUGUAUACUUUUGAGAAAGAUUCUGUGCCUAAACACACAUGUGCACACAGGUUUUUAUACAAAUGAUAAAAAACUAUAUAGAGUUUUCCCCAGUGGAGGUCACUCCAUAUCAGUAUAUAAAGAACAAAGAACCUCUUUCCUUUUGUGGCUACAUAAGGUUCUGCUGAAUGACUGUGCCAUAGUUUAUUUCAUCUGCUCCUGAUGAACGUUUAGGUUGUUUGCUGUCUUUUGCUAUUACAGUGAUAACCUUAAACCUACUGUGCAGGGGAUAGCUACCAGCUAAAGUCCUGGAAGUGUAAUUAGCACUAAAUAUAAAUAAAAUCCUGUCUUACUGGGUGUUUUGUAUCAGAGGGCUUGUUGGGUAGCCUCACCGAUAAUGCCAUUUCUGAAGACAUUUUAGCAGAAUCAGUAAACUGGAAGAAUGACUUAGAAAUACCCAGACAGUGAUGACACUGACACUAAAUGUGAUUGUAAAAUGAAGUGAUUCUACUACUCUUUGAAAAUAUGGAUCCCUCAUACAUGGAGAUAAAUUUUGUCCCUGUCCGGUUGUCCUGGUGUUUGAGACAGAUUAAGAUCAUGUAAUGGUUUGGCUUCUCCCUUGGAGUAUGUUGGGGGCAAGUGGCUUAUUUUUCUGAAACUGUUGUAUUUUCCGUAAGAUGCGGACACAAUACCUACCUCAUAGGGCUUCCAUGAGAAACAGCUGAGAUAAUGUAUGUGAUGUGUAGCACAGUGCUUUGCAAAUUUCCAAUAAAUAGUAGCUAUUAGUCUAAA
Molecule: messenger RNA, 2178 nt
Organism: Camelus dromedarius (Arabian camel)
Lineage: Eukaryota; Metazoa; Chordata; Mammalia; Artiodactyla; Camelidae
Gene: STMP1
Product: short transmembrane mitochondrial protein 1
Exons: 5
Coding region: 1-363 (120 amino acids)
Source: RefSeq, a predicted model, not a curated record